This is a messenger RNA of Trachemys scripta elegans, 3556 nucleotides long. RefSeq names its product crystallin beta B1 (gene CRYBB1). NCBI's taxonomy places the organism in Eukaryota, Metazoa, Chordata, Testudines, Emydidae. The transcript is spliced from 6 exons. Gene Ontology annotation, molecular function: structural constituent of eye lens. Bases 2649 to 3365 code for a protein of 238 amino acids. The record is from RefSeq and is a predicted model, not a curated record. Gene Ontology annotation, biological process: visual perception; lens development in camera-type eye.
CGUGCCGCCCCUUUCCAUUGGCCCCCACAAGCACCUGCUUCCUUUGUUGGUGCCUGGAGCCGGCCCUGGCUAUUUGGGAGAGUGGAAGGUUGCUGACUGCAGGGGUCAGAGAGAAACUCUAAGACUGGAAAAGAAGCCAGGAGCUGUGAGGGGGACCCUGGACCCACUAGACGACUCUCACCAAAUCCCCCAAACCACUCAGGAAUGGUGAGGAAAUUGAGACAAGGAAGGGCGUGUAGGUGUGUCAUGCUCUGGAUCUGUAUAUCUCUUCUGCAAGGGAAAGAAAAGGGUGAUUGCAUUGGAAAUAUUUGUAAAGCCGUUGUCUGUUUGCUUCAGCUACCACAUGUCCCAGAGUGCCACAGGGCUGGAGCUCUGGAAAAGGAAAUGUGCACGUAGCUGGGAGAUGGUGCUAAUCUCAGAGGCUACGCAGUUGGACUGCAAGGUCUCAGUACUCAGAAGGGGGUGCUGGAAGGAAGAUCUGCACCUGAGAGUGUGCCUGGAGACACACAGGCAGAGGCAGGGCCUGGGCCCCGGAAGCUGAGAGAACACAAGUCCAUUGUGAUGGGUCCCAAACACUGCAGCCUGCUGAGCGUCCAGCCGCGGAGUUUCAUCAGGUAUCUGACAAGUCAUCAUGAGUCUGUGGAAAAGAGCUCUUGUCAAACUAACAGCAUAUCUUUUUUUGACAAGAUCAUAAGCUGAGCAGGGAGCUUGGGUGCUCACGUGGACUGGGGAAGAGGACGCAGGGAGAUGGGAGCAGUGGUCUGGAGGGUUGAGAAGAGGAAGGGGGAGCAGGGUUAAUGGUGGGUUCCUCAAAAGAGACAAAAUACUGUUGAUGGGUCGCCUUAAUAAAAGGCUUGGAAACCACUGAUCUAGCAGAUAAAGGUCUCACAUGAGUCAGUGUCCGGAAGCUGAAGCUAGAUACAUUUUGAACCGCGAGGAUAAUUAACUCUUGGAACAGCUCCCCAGACGAUUCUCCAUCACUGGCCAUUUUUAAAUCAAGGGAUCAGAUGUUUUUCUAAUAGAUCUGCUCUAGUUCAACCACAGCUAGUGGAUGUGAAACAGGAAUUAAUUCAGGCAAGUUCUAUGGCCUGUAUUAUACAGGCGCACAAACUAGAUGAUUAUGAAGACGUGGAAAAGGCCCACAGGCCUGGCCUAAGCACUCGUGACAAGGAAUCAGGCCGAGAAUUUGUUUUCAAUACUAGCAGGAGAAAGGAAGUUCCCAGCAUAACAAAGGGGUCGAUCGCUCAGCAGGUGGUGAUGGACAGACCCUUGUCACUGACACCCAGGUAUGGACUGGUCCAGUAGGAAGGACGGCCUAGUGGAUAGAUCUCUGAACUCAGGACCCUGACGUUCGAUCUCUGUCUCAGAGACAGGCUUCCUGUGUCACCUUGGACAGGUCAGGCAGUCUCCCUGGGCCUCCAUUCCCAUCGGUACCAUGGAGCUAACAGCCCUGCCCUGGCGCCCAGGGCGUGGGGCGGGUAAUGUCGCUUGAUGCUGCGAGGGGCUCGAGUACUACGGUGACGGGAGGGCGUAAGUACCCAGCUAUCCCAGACAGACCUUGGCCACAGCCUGUGAGGCUAUGGAUAGAGAGGAAAGCAAAGGAAGGCUGGGCUGGGGCUAGCGUGAUGGUGGGAGUGGAGCCCCGGCCCGGCCCACCUGUUCAGUGAGAGAGAGAGGCCCAGGCUGUGCCUGCAGAGGGGUUCAAUGUGCCCCCCAGGAGGGGGUUUCAGGGCCUCUCCCCAACCUGUCAGUGUCCCAUAUCCCAUUGACCCUCCCCAGGGGAGGCCCUUGCUCCCACACCGAGGCCCGUGGCCCAGCGUGUGCCAAGUCCGGCCUGGCUAUUGCAAUGUGAAGGCGGCAGGGAGGGGUUUCUGGGAGGGCUGGUUACUGGAGGGGUGAUGGGCAGUGGGGGGGUGCAGCCCCAAACACACCAAGCAGGGGCUGGGAGAGCCCUGGGAGGUUCCUUAGGGGCUCUGCCAGGCCCCACACCGCCCCACCCCACCCCCUCUCUGACCAUCCCUGAGUGAGGUUAACCCUCUGAACGAGGGGGCUGAAGGAUUCCUGCAGGGCCAUCAGCCCUAGAUUGGCCCCGCCAGGCUCCUCCUGCUCCAAGCCCACCUGCGCAUCUGCCCUGCAAUGGAGUUGUGGCCGUUUGGGCCCUGGAGAAGCCUGGGCCCGGGGGGGGAGGGCAGCAGGGCCCUGGGGACCCAUGCCUCUCAGAGGAGCCCAGAGCAGCAGGACAGGCUUUUUGGGGGGCUGUGAGUCUGUGGAGGUGGUGGUGUGGGGGCUGGGGCGGGGCACUGCUCUGCAUGUGCCCUGGCUGGGUGUCUGCACUCCCAGCAGCAGGACUCCAAUGCGGGGCCGGAAAGCAGCCCCGUCAGGCCUUCUGUUGUGCCCGGGCUCACAAUGGAAAGUGCUGGGUUCAGCGGCUGUGCAUGGGGCCUGACAGAGGUUUCCAGUUCAUUGACUACAUUGCAAUAUGUGAUGACUGCGAGCAUCAGGGCAGACACUGAUGAGCUAGCACUUCCAUUGUGCACCGGCCCGGGGGUCUGUCCUUGCCAGGCUAUAAAGUGGGGGCUUCACUGGACCCCAAAACACAUUCCCAUUCAUUCCACCGAGAAGCAGCAGCUGCCCAGCUGACCACAGCCAUGGCGGAGACCAUGAAAACUGCUGCUGCCAGCCAGGCUGCUGAUGACAAGGAGAAGGGAGCUCUGGCCCCAGCCCCAUAUCCAGACCACACUCCUGUUUCGAACACGAAGGCUGAGCAACCUUCCAAGCAAGCUUUCAGGAUCAUCAUCUUUGAGCAGGAGAAUUUCCAGGGCAGGAAGAUGGAGUUCACAAACGAGUGCCUGAACCUAGGCGACCGUGGGUUCGACCGGGUGCGCAGCGUCAUUGUCAGCACUGGCCCCUGGGUGGCCUUUGAGCAGUCCAACCUGCGCGGAGAGAUGUUCAUCCUGGAGCAGGGCGAGUAUCCUCGCUGGGAUACCUGGUCCAGCAGCUACAGGAGCGACUGCUUCAGGUCCAUGCGUCCCAUCAAGAUGGUGGCUGAUGGCUAUAAAAUCUCCCUCUUUGAAUCUGCUGACUUCAAGGGCAACAAGAUGGAAAUCCAGGAAGAUGACGUGCCCAGCCUCUGGGCUCACGGCUUCUGUGACCGGGUGGGAAGUGUGAAAGUGUCCAGUGGAACCUGGGUUGGAUACCAGUAUCCUGGCUACCGAGGCUACCAAUAUCUCUUUGAGAGAGGAGACUUCAGACACUGGAAUGAAUGGUCGGCCUUCCAGCCCCAGGUCCAGUCUAUCCGUCGCAUCAGGGACAUGCAGUGGGAUCAGAAAGGCUGCUUCACCGGUCCUGAUGCUCCUUCGAAGUGAGCGUGCUCCCUGCUAGCUAGCAAUCCUGGGCCACGUAGCACCUCGACACCCCUGCUACUUUCCGUGAACAGCCCCCAUCUCGCCUCUCUCUUGCAUCCCCUUUCUCGGCACUUUCCUUGUAUAUUGCACAUUUAUUGGAUGUCCUGUACAUUGUGAUGCAAAAUCAAUCAAUACAAAAAAUCAGACAACUA